Molecule: messenger RNA, 1516 nt
Organism: Cryptomeria japonica (Japanese cedar)
Lineage: Eukaryota; Viridiplantae; Streptophyta; Pinopsida; Cupressales; Cupressaceae
Product: auxin-induced protein PCNT115
Exons: 5
Coding region: 114-1139 (341 amino acids)
Cellular component (GO): cytoplasm
Source: RefSeq, a predicted model, not a curated record
AGGCUGAAACAAAAGCAUGUUACAUUAUAGAAUGGCGAUAAGUUGUAUCUGGGAAACCAUUGUAGCAUAACACUUUCAAUUUCAUUCAUAUCUGCAGAGAAGAAAAUUGUGUCAUGGAGAAUGUGGGUAGGAAAAAGUUGGGGCAGCAGGGACUUUGUGUGUCUGAACAGGGUCUGGGAUGUAUGGGUAUGUCCUUUUUGUAUGGCCCUCCCAAACCUGAGCAAGAAAUGAUAGACCUCAUUCACUAUGCUGUGGGCAGAGGUGUCACUUUUCUUAAUACUUCAGACAUUUAUGGACCAGAAACCAAUGAAAUUCUUCUAGGAAAGGCUCUGAAAGGUAUCAGAGAGAAGGUCCAGAUUGCUACUAUGUUUGGAUUGGCUUGGACUAAUGGAGAAUUCGGUGUGAAGGGAGAUCCUGCAUAUGUCAGGGCUGCCUGUGAAGCAAGCCUCAAGAGGCUUGAUAUAGACUACAUCGAUCUUUAUUAUCAGCACAGGGUGGAUACUACUGUGCCCAUAGAAGCUACUAUGGGUGAACUGAAGAAGCUGGUAGAAGAGGGAAAAAUAAAAUAUGUGGGUCUGUCUGAAGCCUCUGCUUCAACAAUCCGUAGAGCACAUGCAGUGCAUCCAAUCACUGCUGUGCAGCUUGAAUGGUCUCUCUGGAGUAGGGAUUCUGAGGCCCAAAUUAUUCCCACCUGCAGGGAGUUGGGGAUUGGGAUUGUUACAUACAGCCCUUUAGGCAGGGGUUUCUUUGCCUCAGGAGCAAAACUUCUUGAGAGUUUGACUGAUGAUGAUUUUCGUAAGGUGAUUCCAAGGCUUCAAAGUGAGAAUCUUGAGCACAACCAAGCUCUGUUCCAAAAGCUAAGUGAGAUCAGUUUACGAAAAGGAUGCAGCCCAAGCCAGCUUGCUCUUGCAUGGGUUCAGCACCAGGGGAAUGAUGUUGUCUCCAUACCCGGAACCACCAAGAUUAAGAACUUGGAUGAUAAUAUAUUUUCUAUCUCUGUAAAUCUGACUGCAGAUGACAUGAGGGAAAUUGAGGCUAUUUUUCCUGUAGAUGCUGCAGCUGGAGCUCGAAACAGGGCAGAUCAUUUGGAAUUCAGCUGGAUGAAUUCAGAAACGCCCCCUUACAAUACUCUCCAUUGAAUUGAAGCACAUAAAUUUCCCCUUACAAUACUCUCCAUUGAAUUGAAGCACAUAAAUGUGCACUGCAAUACCUGCGUAAGAUAAAGGCAUUGCAGGGCAGAGCAUUUGCAAUUGAGCUAGAUGAAUAAAGGCUUAUGAAGAAUUAGAAACAUAAAAAAUGAUGAAAAUAAAUAGAUUUUUAAAAUCUUGUUCUACUAUAUUUGUAAUAACUAGACAUGGUAUUUUCAGUCUAUUAAAGUAAUUGUAGAGAGCUUUUGGUGAAUAACGGUAUAAAGUUUUUUAUAAACCUGAUAGAAAUAUAUGUCAUUCAUAGAAAGGCACGAAAUUGACAUAUAUGUUAAAGACCAAUUAACUAUUUCUCUAUCUAUAGUGGGAUU